AAGGAUAAGGCCGGCGUCCUCUGGUCUCGGUGGAUGCAUCUCUGGUCUCAAUGCUGACCUUGGAUGUGUCUGUCUUCUUGGUGAAUUCCCCGGUGGUCUGGACAGAGGAAUCUCUGAGUCCAUUGUCGAUCACAACCACGGGCCCACUCCAAGGAUAAGGCCGGCGUCCUCUGGUCUCGGUGGAUGCAUCUCUAGUCUCAAUGCUGACCUUGGAUGUGUCUGUCUUCUUGGUGAAGUCCCAGCUGGUCUGGACAGAGGAAUCUCUGAGUCCAUUGUCGAUCACAACCACGGGCCCACUCCAAGGAUAAGGCCGGCGUCCUCUGGUCUCGGUGGAUGCAUCUCUGGUCUCAAUGCUGACCUUGGAUGUGUCCUGUCUUCUUGGUGAAUUCCCCGGUGGUCUGGACAGAGGAAUCUCUGAGUCCAUUGUCGAUCACAACCACGGGCCCACUCCAAGGAUAAGGCCGGCGUCCUCUGGUCUCUGUGGAUGCAUCUCUAGUCUCAAUGCUGACCUUGGAUGUGUCUGUCUUCUUGGUGAAGUCCCCAGUGGUCUGGACAGAGGAAUCUCUGAGUCCAUUGUCGAUCACAACCACGGGCCCACUCCAAGGAUAAGGCCGGCGUCCUCUGGUCUCUGUGGAUGCAUCUCUAGUCUCAAUGCUGACCUUGGAUGUGUCUGUCUUCUUGGUGAAGUCCCCAGUGGUCUGGUCAGAGGAAUCUCUGAGUCCAUUGUCGAUCACAACCACGGGCCUACUCCAAGGAUAAGGCCGGCGUCCUCUGGUCUCGGUGGAUGCAUCUCUAGUCUCAAUGCUGACCUUGGAUGUGUCCGCCGUCUUCUUUGUGAAGUCCCCGCUGGUCUGGACAGAGGAAUCUCUGAGUCCAUUGUCGAUCACAACCACGGGCCCACUCCAAGGAUAAGGCCGGCCGCCUCUGGUCUCGGUGGAUGCAUCUCUGGUCUCAAUGCUGACCUUGGAUGUGUCUGUCUUCUUGGUGAAGUCCCCAGUGGUUUGGACAGAGGAAUCUCUGAGUCCAUUGUCGAUCACAACCACGGGCCCACUCCAAGGAUGAGGUCGGCGUCCUCUGGUCUCGGUGGAUGCAUCUGUGGUCUCCAUGCAGGCCCUUAUGAUAUAGGUCUCAUGUCUGAUCUUUCGGAAUCUGGGUCGUCUUACUAUUUUCACGUUCUUGAUAAUUGCUGCAUAUUUUGUUUUCAUCACUGCCCUCUGUUGAUGUUUUAUGAUCCACAUGUGGCAGAUGAUGAGAAUAACAUGAAUAGCAGACAUGUCUAUGGAUAUUUUAUGGACAAUGGUCCACAAUAAAUGUGCAGUUUUCAUAAUCCCGUUAUAUGCCAUUGCAUGCCCAACACCAUUCCAUAUCUUUUUGAACAACUCAAACACUGCAGUUGCAUCUUUGAUGGAGGCCUCGCUCAUAGCAAUUAUCGCAGAACUGGCCAUAUGGCCAAAGGUUUGCAGCCAAUCCAGGUACUGACUGUUGAAAAGUAUGAGAAAUAUGUAAAAAAUCAAACCAAACGUUGCCAUUUUUUCAAAUUCUUUACACAAGCUCCAAUAUUAAAUCGGUCUGGUGCAAGAUGCUUUGUUUCCUGUGACGAGUCGACACUGCUGACAGUUUGAGAGUGCUUCAGCUUAUAUAGCCUGAGGGCCGGUGUGACGUCAUUGUGACGUCACAAUGAUGGCACAGUAACGUCUGUGACAUAACUGUUAUGUCAUUGUCACGUCACGUGAUGUGAUGUCACAUUGCUGGUGCGCUCUAACAUUAUUUCAAUGCAAUUACAAUUGACUGUAUACCAUUAAAACUGAUAAUUUGAUGUUAUAAUAUAGUACAAUAACAGGUGUACAUUUUAUGUUGAUUAUUAUCACGUAAAAUGUUGAGUAUUACUUGUGGGAAUUUCGGCAAACUUGUCCGUAACUGUUUAAAUUGACUUACUCUUGUUAAAACUGUCAUGAUCCUUUUUAUAAUAUCUCAAAAAAAUUUACAGGUUGAAAUUGUGAAUUCGCUUAUAAAAAAAUGUUUCCACAUGAUCAGCAUGCCACCAUCAGAGACAACCACGUUGUUUCAGUGAGGUUACAAUAAAAAAAAGCCUUGGCAAAUCGCUUGACAAUCUAUAAUACGUUGACUUUAGGCAUAAUUUAAACUUGAUGUGGAUCCAUCUUCUUUGGUUCUUUCGGUAAAGUCACGUAGAAUGAGAAUAAAAUAAUAAAUUGAUAAAAUAAAAUAACACAAUAAUAUUCUCACGACAUUUCGGCCACAACACAAGCGGCCUUCAUC
Petromyzon marinus (sea lamprey) is the source of this 2277-nucleotide messenger RNA. NCBI's taxonomy places the organism in Eukaryota, Metazoa, Chordata, Hyperoartia, Petromyzontiformes, Petromyzontidae. The record is from RefSeq and is a predicted model, not a curated record.